GGCUCUACGUAUCUCAUAGCUCUAUCUAUUGCUCCAAAGUCUCAGUUGAAGAUGUCGCCGGUUAGACAAGAAAUUAGUAAAAACAAAAGCUUCGUCUUGGCUCGAAGGAGUAGAUUAGCAGUUGGCAAAAAAUUGUACAAAUCCAGCAUUCAGAGAGCAAAGGAAACUGUUCGAGUUAAGAGACGGGAAAGUGGAUUGGAAAAGAUGAUAGAAAAGAGAAGGAUGAUGAUGGAGUCACUAAGGGCAACCCAAAGAGAAGCGGCAGAGGCCGAGGAAAGGUUGAGGCUGGUGGAGAGGAGAAGGGAUGAGAUGAAUGGUAUUACCAUCCUCUUUAUGCUAUUGGGGGCAUUGGAAUCUUUGCACAUGUUGAUGUUGGGUUUCUUUUGAAACGAAUGGAGUCUUUAAAAAGCUCAACAUCAUUUUGUUGUACACUUCAAUUUAUGUAAAACUUUUC
Molecule: messenger RNA, 454 nt
Organism: Hibiscus syriacus
Lineage: Eukaryota; Viridiplantae; Streptophyta; Magnoliopsida; Malvales; Malvaceae
Exons: 3
Coding region: 52-387 (111 amino acids)
Source: RefSeq, a predicted model, not a curated record